Messenger RNA from Carassius auratus (goldfish), 820 nucleotides. RefSeq names its product sodium/potassium-transporting ATPase subunit gamma-like. Lineage: Eukaryota; Metazoa; Chordata; Actinopteri; Cypriniformes; Cyprinidae. The transcript has 8 exons. Gene Ontology annotation, cellular component: membrane. The record is from RefSeq and is a predicted model, not a curated record. The coding region runs from base 16 to 285 and encodes 89 amino acids. Gene Ontology annotation, biological process: regulation of sodium ion transmembrane transporter activity. Gene Ontology annotation, molecular function: sodium channel regulator activity.
ACAGGAGAGAGAAACAUGCUGGGGAACUACGCGAUGGAACUUUGUGUAGCUGCAGUGCUUUUGUCGUACUUCGCUCCAGCUUUGGCUUCCCAAAUGGAGGAAAUUCAUGAGCACGACAAGCCAUUUCAUUAUGAUUAUGAAUCCCUGAGGAUCGGUGGUAUGAUCUUUGCUGUGAUCCUUUUCUUAAUGGGGAUCUUCCUCAUUAUCAGUCGGAAAUGCCGCUGCAAAGGGAACAAGUCCAAGCCAGUGGGUCUCGACCCAGAGGCAGCCAGAGGUGCAAAAUAAAGUUAACCGAGGGAACCGAGAAAAAAGGUGACACUGCCUCCGCUUUUGGAUUCAUUGUGAUGUUCUAUAGCCUGCAUAAAUGUUUACAACUUUGUAUCUCUGGUGUUUUUAAUGGAAAGAAUGGCUCCUUAAGGAGAAAUCUUAAUCAGAACUUUGACCAUUCAGAAGAAGAAAAAGUUGAGGAUUUAGUUCUUCUAGUGUUCACAAUUUUUUAAUCGUCUUUGUUUCCUAAAUAUGUGAGUAUGAGUGCUCCUUUAAAAAAAAAGUUUUAAAAACGUUUAAAUAAAACCAUUGAUUCUCAGCUAGAACUACUUAUAAUGUUUAACUACCUUUGAUAGUCCUCCCCCCUCACCUUUUGUAAUGUUUUUUAUUUUUAUUUUGUCUCCCAGUGAAGUGCUCAGUAUAGCUAAAAGCAAAAAGUAGGCAUUUUAUAUAUUUUGUAAAUGGUCCAUUCUGAUUUUUUCAUGUUGCAGAAGUAACAAAUCUAACUGUAGGCCUACACUGUUGUUGAAAAAUAAAAUGAUUUUCACUGAAA